AUGGAGUUUGACACGAAGAUAUACGUGGGAGGGUUGCCUUGGAAAACAAGAAAGGAAGGCUUGAUAAGCUUCUUCGAACCUUUUGGAGAAAUUAUCCAUGCGAACGUGGUUUGCGAUCGAGAAACAGGCCGAUCUCAAGGUUUUGGCUUUGUUACAUUUAAAGAUGCUAAAUCUGCAAAGAGGGCUUGCAAGGAUCCAAAUCCGAAAAUUUACGGACGAGUAGCCAAUUGCAACCUUGCUUAUCAUGGUGCUAGGGUUCCCAAUAACCAACCAAUCCAAUACGGUUAUUAA
Camelina sativa (false flax) is the source of this 291-nucleotide messenger RNA. The record is from RefSeq and is a predicted model, not a curated record. NCBI's taxonomy places the organism in Eukaryota, Viridiplantae, Streptophyta, Magnoliopsida, Brassicales, Brassicaceae.